UCUAUGGUUGAAUAUUUUGUAGACUAGCAACACUGAAAACUCAAUGGCGUCUCAAAGUGAUUUAUCUCGAUUGCCGGUUGUAUGUAAUUUCUUCUUGUUUUAACAAUAAUUUUAGUGUGUCAUUGUGAAAGUGUAUGCUUUUUUAUUGAAGGAAUUCUUAUAUUAAAGAUAUAAGCGGGAAAAAUGGUAGCUCAAAAGAAACGAGGACAGAAAAAAACCAAAGCUGCUGAAGAAAAUAGCCAGACUGAAGAACAGGUGCAAGAAACUGUUGAAAACCAAGAAGAAUCAAAGGAAGACAACGAAGAAGAGAUGACAGCAGAGGAAGAACAAGCUGCACUAGCUGAUGAACCUACAGAUAAACCUGAGGGUGAGAAUGAGAGUAAAGAUACAGCAGAAGAGACCAAGCAAGAAGAGCAGAAAGAGGAGAAAGUUGAGCCUGGUAAACUCCUUGUAGAGAACAUUCCAUCAAGCUACUUGUUUGAUUAUCAAGACAAAUUGAAAGAGCUCUUCUCAAAACAUGGAGAAAUCGCCAGUGUAAAACGUGGUCCAAUCAUUGUUACUGAGUUGACCACAACUCCGACAUUAUCAGCUAUUGUUGAAUUCAAAAACAAAGAGUCUCUGGAAAAGGCACUGCUAGAAGAUGGCACUGUGUUGGAGGGCAUUGCUAUCUCUGUAGCAGUGGAGUCCUCAGCUGAGACCACUGUACUUGUUGGUGUUCCCUACGAGGCCUCCACUGACUAUGUCAAGCAGUUGUUUGGACAAUGUGGCGAGGUCGCCCAUAUUCAUGAGUUCAGCAAGACAAAGUAUAAGAUAUUACGUGUGACAUUCCAUGAGAAAGAAUCGGCAGAGAAGGCGCUAAAACUGGAUCGCGAGCUGCGACUCAAUGGAUUUCUGGUCACAGUGUCUAAGUACAGAGAUGAGGAUGAGCAAAAGACACAUGCCCAGUCCAAUGCUAAGGGCAACAAGCGGCAACACGGAGGGCAGAACCAGAACCGCAACUCGGGAGGUGGCAACACCAGCACUAACAAUGCCAACAAUAAUGCUAACAACCGCGCCGCCAACAACUCGUACCGCGGCCGGGGCGGCUCAAACUACAACGCGCGCGGCGGGAACUUUAGAGGAGGUGCACGCGGACGAGGCGGUUUUGCGGGUCGCGGCGGCGUGGGAGCCUUCCCACGUGGCGGGUACGCUCCUGUUAACAGCUACAUGCCGCAGCCGUUCAUGGGCGCGUUCAUGAACGACGGUCAGCGGCCCAACAAGCGACUGCGGCAGAUGUAACGCGGAAGGGGGCGGGGCCGCGGACGGUGUGCGUGUGCGUGUAGCGAGGAUGCGUGCGACGACUCGAUGUUGUGUGUGUGUGUGUGUGACGUGGACUGCAGUGGAAUAUUAUCGGAUAAAUCUAGACAAUUGUAUUUACUAAGUACAGAUUUAAUUUUAUUGUCUUUUGACAAGUAAUUAAAUGAUUUACUAACA
Molecule: messenger RNA, 1473 nt
Organism: Leptidea sinapis
Lineage: Eukaryota; Metazoa; Arthropoda; Insecta; Lepidoptera; Pieridae
Product: RNA-binding protein squid-like
Exons: 8
Coding region: 184-1278 (364 amino acids)
Biological process (GO): regulation of gene expression
Cellular component (GO): nucleoplasm
Molecular function (GO): RNA binding
Source: RefSeq, a predicted model, not a curated record